CGAGUCGAUACUGCAUCUGGUGAGUACAGUACCGCACAAUCCAAAUCCAAUCCACAGCUGAAGAUUGAACCAGAAAACACGGGAACGCGAAUCACCGAUGAGAGCACUGGAACUACAGCAGGCGCCAGCACAAAUGGCACCGCAAUAGACAGUGAUAACACUGAUAUGUCCGCAUCGCUCACACUGCGCAUCAAUAAUAAUGGUAGUAAUUCGAUUAUUGGUUAUAAAUAUGAAAGUGGCAAGAAAAUGGAAAGGAUUGUCGAGGAAGAAGAGAAACAGAAGUCAACUGAAUGGGACCAGAAACGUGGCGACCAAGAAUUUUACAACGGCUAUAGUACCAUGAAUGCACGUGAUCCGAUGGUACGAGUGCAAUCAGCGACGCCAACACGCAACAACUCAGUGUUUACAAACAGCUCAUACGCGAACGGUACCGACAGCUUGCAAAGGAUUUCAUCACGUAACGAAAUUUCAGCACAGAAGUUUAUAGAAGAAAUUCCUCCAGUGCAAGUCCUUCAACUUGUCCUCAAGCAGUUCACCUUUAAAGAGAAGCUCAACAGUGCAUACUACGAGUUGACCAAAAAAGCGGACAAGCUACUGACCGACUGCCAACGACGUGUACAUUCUGAGCCCCGUCUCCACGACGCUCUGGCAAUCCUGACCAGUGUACAGGUGCAUAUACUAAAUCCUGUAGAUGUACUGCGCGCGGCAAUGGAUGAAGGUUUGUGA
Messenger RNA from Gongylonema pulchrum, 726 nucleotides. The record is from the annotation of a GenBank genome assembly. NCBI's taxonomy places the organism in Eukaryota, Metazoa, Nematoda, Chromadorea, Rhabditida, Gongylonematidae.